AUGGAGCCGGGAACGCACGGGGCUCGGAAGCGGCCCGCCCCUCGGAUGGGCUCCUGGUUCCGGCUGCCCUUCCUCCGGCGAUGGCGCCCCUGCUCUUCCGAGUUCCUGACCCCUUCCUCUCGGGAAAACUCCGGGGACCCCGCACUCUCUGCCUCCGCCCUUCCCAAGCCUCGGACCAGGUACUGGACCAAAUUGCUUUCCAAGCUCCUUGCGCUGCUCCCUAGCUUGCUCCAGAGGCUGCUUCUCUGGAGCCAUCUUUUCGGUGGCGUGAUCCCGACCAGAUGGCUAGAUUUUGCAGCAGGUUCCGGCGUCCUGAGAGCUUUGAGAGGUCGGGAGGAACCUGCCGCUCCCAAGGUGCAGAAAUCUUUGAGUUCACUGCGGCUGGACUCCUCGGAGGACUUGGCUGCCGGUUCCCUUGAUUGGCUAGAGGAGGGAUUCCAGUGGCAGUGCUCAUCCUCGGACCUGGAGUUGAAAAUGAAAGCUCAGCAAAGAGCUUUAGACACGACAGCGCACACUUUCCUCCGGGAGCAGCAGCUGUGGGGAGUGGAACUGUUGCCCAGUAGUCUUCAAGGUGGUCUUGUCUCCCACCGGGAACUUGGCUCUUCAUUUUCUGGGCCCCUCAACACUCAGACCUUAGGCGGUUUCAAGGUGGUUUCCUAUCUACUGAACCCAUCCUCCCUGCACUGCUUUCCCCAGUUAGAGGUGCGCUGUCAGGACGGUGCCGGAGCUGGGCAGCUAGUGGGUUUCCGAACAGUAUCCCCUGAGAUCUGCUCCCUGUCAGAAGAUGGCUGUCACCCCCAGCCACUGCGCGCAGAGAUCUCGGCAACCGCUUGGCGGAGGUGUCCCCCCCUUUCUACUGAAGGCCUGCCAGAAAUCCACCACCUUCGUAUGAAACGGCUGGAAUUCCUUCAGGCUAACAAAGGGCAAGAGUUACCCACCCCUGACCAAGAUCAUGGCUACCACAGCCUGGAGGAGGAACACAGCCUUCUCCGGAUGGACCCGCAACAGUGCACAGACAACCCAGCACAGGCGGUGUCCCCUGCUGGAGCCAGCCUGGAGCCCACUGAGAAGACACUAGAAUUGUCGACUCCAGAAGUUUCACAAAGCCCCCAGGGGAGCAGUCUGUCUUGCGAGUUACCUGUGGAAAAAGGACGUGAAGAGGACCACACUAGUGUAGCUGACUGCUCAGACAUAGAGGAUGACCUUCCUAUUUCUGCCAGGCCAGUUUGUAGCAACAAACUGAUAGAUUAUAUUUUGGGAGGUGCCUCCAGUGACUUGGAAACCAGCUCCGGUUCGGAGGGUGAGGAUUGGGACAACGAGCCUGAGGAUGAUGGGUUUGAUAGCGAUGGCUCCCUGUCCGAGUCAGACACGGAACAAGACUCGGAAGGCCUUCACCUUUGGAACUCUUUCUACAGCGAAGAUCCUUACAAUCCCCAACACUUCACAGCCACCAUCCAGACUGCUGCCAGAGUUGUCCCUGGAGACCCGUCUGGUUUGGGGAAGGCCUCGUCUGGCAGCUCUGAUGUAGGGAGCUGUCAGGCCGGACCCUUGCCAGAGAUGCCCGACUGUAGCUCUGGGGAGGAGGAUGACUGGGGCUCCAGUGCAGAUGAAGCGGAGAACCUUAGAUUGUGGAACUCUUUCUGUAAUUCUGAGGACCCCUACAACCUUUUGCAUUUUAAGGCUCCUUUCCAAACGUCAGGGAAAAACUGGAAAGGCUGUCAGAACUCAAAGGCCUCGUCUGAGGCCUUGGUGACCUUUUCUGGGUGUCAUGCCUUACUUUCUGGUAAGGUGCAGCUGUUAGAGAGCCAAGAAGAUAGCUGUCCAGACUAUGGGCUGGGUGAGGCUCUGUCUGGAGAAAGAUACACCCAUAUCAAGAGAAAAAAGGUAACCUUUCUUGAAGAAGUUACCGAGUAUUACAUAAGUGGUGAUGAGGAUCGCAAAGGACCAUGGGAAGAAUUUGCAAGGGAUGGAUGCAGGUUCCAGAAAAGAAUUCAAGAAACAGAAGUUGCUAUUGGCUACUGCUUAACGUUUGAGCACAGAGAAAGAAUGUUUAGUAGACUCCAGGAACACAUUUCAAAGGACUUACUGUUUGUUGUUCAGCAAUGUUAAGACACGUGAACAGCCUGCAGCCCUGGCCCACACUAUCUCCUACUUGAGAGGUUUCUCUUAAAAACAAAUACUGGCAGCUGUCCUUGGACAUGUUUUUAAAGAAACAACUUGUAUCUAGUGAUGUAGUUUAAUUAUUUUUGGGUAAUGUGUCUCAUUAGAAACACCAACUCCGAUAAUGAAGGAUCUCUAAUCUUUAAUCCU
Acomys russatus (golden spiny mouse) is the source of this 2310-nucleotide messenger RNA. RefSeq names its product protein phosphatase 1 regulatory subunit 15B (gene Ppp1r15b). The coding region runs from base 1 to 2109 and encodes 702 amino acids. Gene Ontology annotation, cellular component: endoplasmic reticulum; protein phosphatase type 1 complex. NCBI's taxonomy places the organism in Eukaryota, Metazoa, Chordata, Mammalia, Rodentia, Muridae. The record is from RefSeq and is a predicted model, not a curated record. The transcript has 2 exons. Gene Ontology annotation, biological process: response to endoplasmic reticulum stress. Gene Ontology annotation, molecular function: protein phosphatase regulator activity.